AUGCUUGGGAGAAGCCAUAUUGAUAUCUUCAAAAUCGUCCUCCAACGUUUGAAGGCCUGUCACCCUCAGGCAGAUCUUCAAACGUUGGAGGACGAUUUUGAAGAUAUCAAUAUGGCUAUCGAAGAAUUAAAAAUAUUAGAAAAUAUUUAUACUGAUGCUAAAAAAACACUUGAAUCUUCGUCCUCCACAAUGAAUCAAGAAUAG
Molecule: messenger RNA, 204 nt
Organism: Didymodactylos carnosus
Lineage: Eukaryota; Metazoa; Rotifera; Eurotatoria; Philodinida; Philodinidae
Source: the annotation of a GenBank genome assembly